UUGCUGAAAGUAUUUUCUUUGUUAGAUUUCUUGAUUUCUAACUUGUCAAGUUCAAUUCUUAAGCCACAUGAAACUAUUGAUAAACUACUCAUUUUCCUGGAUCAUUAUGAUUUGUAUAGUCAGAUUUCUUAUUCCUUACUUGUCCUCUGCGUAGAACUUCAGGAGAAUGAGAGAAAGUUGUGUUUUUUGGAACCAUCUGCCAGUGCUUUAGCCAAAGGGGAAAAUUGAGGGGAUUGCCUGCCUACACUGGCAUCCAUGGAAAAUCACUUUGCCACAAACGAAGAAGCAGAUCUUCUACUAGGUGAAUACACGGAGGCGAGAAUCAUCAACAAACCGGAGGCACCAGUUAUGGGCACCAAUUACAAUUACAGGUAUACCCCAUUUCAGUUUUUCCAGAUUACAAUUUAUAAUGAUGGAUCUCAUAAAAGGAACACACAUACUGGACGUAUGUUUACGGUAUGGCUGCACAGGGUUGUUGGGGAUGAUACAUUUAUGUCUGAUCAGCAAAGCAUUAGUGUGGCCCGCAGAGUUACAUCGACGGAGCCAGAGAUUGAGGCUGUGUUAGUUGAGGAGAAGCGUAUCAGAACUGCAAGUUCCCUAAAAGAAGCCAGGAUAGUGGUUGACAUCAAAGAGCCAGAGAAGGCUAGGGAAAAGUUGGUUGAUGGCGGUACAUCAAUUUCAAAGAAACAUGCUCGUACAUCACUUUCAGAAAUUGAGGCCAUACUAGCUAAGACUCAGCCGUGCAAGCUUCCUCUAUUCACGGAGCCCCAGCAAUUCUACGCCAACCAAGGGGUAUUAGUUCGGCUCCGGCGCUGGCUGUGGAUUCUGCUUGGUAGGUGGUGCCAAGUCUUUCAGAUAUAGCCUUCUGCGAUGUAUGUGAAGCUUUUUGCAAGGGGAAUGCUAGUGGAUUUGGUUUUGUGAACUACAGUGGCGAUAAUUUUUCUUAUAGGCUUUUUGGGUUUGCAAAAACCUGCAAUUGUUGCCAAUGAAGCAGCACCACCGGUCCACCACUACUACCAGAGAGGAGGCACUGCAGAAUUGAUGUUUGACAUUGUAUCGCAGCUACCGUUUAAUGAUCAAUGAUUUGGGUUUUUCAGUUUGUUUUACCCGCUAAGGGUAUCAUUUUGUCCAUGUUAAUUUUGCUUUUCA
Messenger RNA from Papaver somniferum (opium poppy), 1149 nucleotides. RefSeq lists its product as uncharacterized. NCBI's taxonomy places the organism in Eukaryota, Viridiplantae, Streptophyta, Magnoliopsida, Ranunculales, Papaveraceae. The transcript has 3 exons. The record is from RefSeq and is a predicted model, not a curated record. The coding region runs from base 256 to 861 and encodes 201 amino acids.